Xyrauchen texanus (razorback sucker) is the source of this 1806-nucleotide messenger RNA. Its product is annotated as myelin basic protein-like. Lineage: Eukaryota; Metazoa; Chordata; Actinopteri; Cypriniformes; Catostomidae. The record is from RefSeq and is a predicted model, not a curated record. The coding region runs from base 138 to 530 and encodes 130 amino acids. Gene Ontology annotation, molecular function: structural constituent of myelin sheath. The transcript is spliced from 5 exons.
CCAGCCCUUCUUCCUUAGAAGCACCGAAGACUAUCGAGAAGCUUUGCAGAGUGUCCACAGAGCGGACUUUGGAUUGAGUGAAGAAGGACAUUCGCGGGCCGUCCAGACUGUAGACCCAAAACAGAUAAACACCUAGAAUGGCCACUGCAAGCACCUCUGGACAAAGUGCCUUCGGGCUGGGCAGGAAGAAGAGGGCCCCGGGUCUUCUGGAUAAGAUUGGCAGGUUCUUUGGGGGAGACAAAAAGAGAAAGGGAAAGGGUUCAUUUCGUGGUCACCUGUCCUCCUCUCCACAGAGACCCCAGCACUCUUCCACCCGUCGUCGCGGAGAUGUCAACCCUGUGGUGCAUUUCUUCAGGAGCUUCGUGUCCUCUCCUCGUCCCAAGUCAAGGGCUUCCUCAUCACCGCGUGGCACGGAGAACAUUAGAUCACCCCACAGACGUAGAAGGGAACAGAAUACACUCUCCAGAAUCUUCAACUUGGGAGAAAGCCGAUCCCGCUCUCCACCCAAACGCUGGAGCACCAUCUUCUGAGCCCUUCUCUGACCAGAAAAACACCAAAAUGGAAGAGAGUGUAAAAGAUGAAGAGCGAAAACAGGAGAGGGAGGAUCUCUGCAGUACAGAUUCACAAGCCGCUGCGAGUUUAAUAGACUAACAUUGGCCAUCUUCGCUUCCUAGAUAAAGAUACAAUCCAAGUAUCUGUCUUUAAAUGCAUGUUGGGUGUCAUAAGCACGUGUUGACUGUAUGUGUGUAAAACUUCUGCAAUCUUUGUCAAUGGUCUAGUGAUGCAAAAGAAAAUCUAACAGUUAUAUCGAUCGUCUCCCUUCUAAAUACAGCAGAAGUGACCAAUCUGAAAAUGUUCUUAGAGUGAAAGAGAUUAUAAUCCUUAAAAAAUGCAGAGUAACCAAAAGGUUUGGCUGAAAUGUUCUCUUUAAUGGUGUAGUGAUAAAACAGAAUUUCCCAAUUGUUUGAACCUUUAAACAAAAAAAUUAGUUUAAAGUAGAGAUCAUUUCCAUAAAUCCUAAAUUUUGACCUAAGUUUGGCCUACUUGUCUCAGAUGUAGAUACAGUCUGUCUUACACAAUGGGUUGCAUGUGUGCUAUUUAGCUUUUGAUGCAUCACAUUAGUCCCUACAGAGUCUUUUCAUGUUUUGUUUUUUUAAAUCAAUGUUUAGCCUCAGUUAUGUCAGUGUAUUUGUGUAUGUAUCAAGAACUCUGUAUAUAGAAUUCUUUAUUUGACCAACAUAAAAAGGAUGACCUGUUAACAUUCCAAACAUUUACUAAUAUAACAUUUGAUUUGAGAAAUGAUUUUGCUUUUAAUUAGAAACGCUCCUUAAAACAAUUUAACAAUGAAUACAAAUUCAGUUUUGUGGACUAGGGAAUAGAUUCUAAGCAUAUAUGAAUCUUAGAUUGUUCGCCCUUAGUUGUUGCACUAUAUUACACAUUAUGUGUUAAAACAGCUUUGUAAAUGUUGUCUGCGUCAUUAGAUGUGCAAUGUUUUGUUAUUUUAGAAAGGCCUCACGUAAUUACCCAGGGAUAGGAUUAAUAUUUAAAUAACAGACAUGCAGAAAUCUAGGACAAAAAGUCACUGGGAGCAAAAAAAGAGGGAAACCUGAAAGUGCAAAAGGGAAAAUGUGAGAUGAGAAACAAGGAAAGGAAGUUUGAAAGAGUGAGAUGGGUUUAUUCAGCUGAUUUUCAUGGUAAGUUAUUCUGUGGUGUUUCUCACCUGUCUUAAUAAUGUUCAUUGUUUUAUGUCUCAGAGUAUUCCUGUACUGUUUAUGAAAUAGUGCUGAAUAAACAUUAGGUCAAAUA